AUGGCACCCCCGGCCACCGCCCUGCUCCUGGCCCUGCUGCUCCACGCCGCCGCGGCAGAGGUGUUCCGAAUGUCGAAGCAGGAGGUGCACCCGAGCCCGGGGGAGACCGUGGAGCUGAGCUGCGAAGUGCUGCUGCCGUCCGCGCCGUCUGGCUGCUCUUGGCUCUUCCAGGCACGCGGAGUCGCCUCCCGUCCGCGCUUCCUAAUGUACAUUGGCAUGUCGCCCAAGUGGGCGGAGGAUGUGGAUCGCGAGCAGAUAUCCGGCAAAAAGGACAGUAGCAGCCGCUACACCCUCACCCUGAAGCGCUUCCAGGAGAAGGACCAAGGCUACUACUUCUGCGCGGCCAUUCAGAACUCGAUAAUACACUUCAGUCCCUUCGUGCCGGUUUUCCUGCCAGCUAAGCCCACCACCACCACGGUGCGGCCUCCACCACCCACGCAGGCGCCCACCAACGCGUCUCAACCCGUGACUCUGCGUCCAGAGGGGUGCCGGCCGUCUGCGGGGGACCAUGUGAAUACAAAGGGGCUGGACUUCUCCUGUGAUAUCUACAUCUGGGCGCCCCUGGCUGGGGCUUGUGGGCUCCUUCUCCUGUCACUGAUCGCCGCCAUCAUCUGUAACAACAGGAAUCGAAAACGUGUUUGCAAAUGUCCCAGGCCGCAACUGAGACAGGGGGGCAAGCCCAUUCCUUCUCAGAGACUUGUCUAACAUGGCGACAGGCCCCAUGCCGCAGCCACUACAAGACUUCAACUGAGAACUCUCCUUUGAGGAGAGCAACUAUCCUUCUCUUCUGGUUUUUCCCGGCCUCCUUCCUUAUGUGUCAUUCUCAUUAUUUUUUUCAUGGGGGUGGGGUGGGAAGACUACCUUUUCUUUAUGUGUUUCCUUUAAUUGACACAAAACAAGACCAUACAAUGUCUACAUAUACCACAAGAGCUAUCAUUCCGUUCUGCACACAUCAACCAGGGUGAAGGUGGGCAACCGCAAGCCAUGUUCUCAGAACCAGACUGCUAGAGCUAGAGGGGGCCUGUGCACCCACUCAGUCCAAACCUCUACCCCACCCAUUUUGCAAGAGAGACCGAGUUCCAGCUCUGGGGAGCAGCUUGAUCAGGGUCACAGCAAG
This is a messenger RNA of Talpa occidentalis (Iberian mole), 1117 nucleotides long. Its product is annotated as T-cell surface glycoprotein CD8 alpha chain-like. The transcript is spliced from 6 exons. Bases 1 to 705 code for a protein of 234 amino acids. The record is from RefSeq and is a predicted model, not a curated record. Lineage: Eukaryota; Metazoa; Chordata; Mammalia; Eulipotyphla; Talpidae.